Molecule: messenger RNA, 5680 nt
Organism: Polychytrium aggregatum
Lineage: Eukaryota; Fungi; Chytridiomycota; Chytridiomycetes; Polychytriales
Exons: 4
Coding region: 200-5587 (1795 amino acids)
Source: RefSeq, a predicted model, not a curated record
CCGGGGAUCCCAAACAACGAAUUGUUAUUCGAUGCCGGAGAGGUGUUGGCCAGAGCUGCUUGCAGUAAUUCGCCAGGGCGCCAACAAGGUCGGUCCGACUUGAGUCCAGAUCGUUUGUGGCGCCAAGGCCGUCCUGACUCAAGCUGGAGCAGCCACGGCAGCGGGCUUCGACAGCGGCUUCAUCAUCACAUCAAUCGUUAUGAGUGCCGCGGCAACCCGACCCGACCCAGAGUCCUCGGCCGGCAUCCGCCGUGCCGCAUCGCCUCUGCAAGCCGAUGGCCACCCCGACGCGUUCCCCAGCGAGCAAACUGAUGCAACCGGUUUGCUCCAGCCAGCGCCUCACGCGAUGCCGGACUAUCUCUCCGAAAUCAACGAGGAGCCUGAAGUCUCGCUGAGCGCUCGGCUGAGCGAUAAUGACUUUCAAGAAGCCGAGCUCACGGCAUGCCCGAUCGACUCGGUGGACGACCUCGAUGAACCCGUCGUUCCCACCGACGACGAAAUCUUUCCCCUCUAUCGCGACAUGCUCCAGAGCGAACGGAAAGCCGAGCUGGAGCGCAUCGAGCACAGCUUCGGGGAUUCUCAAUUGCGGAAUCGCGAGCCUACUUUUGCCUUGGGCCGAGCCGAGUCGAUCCGUGCAGCACGCAGCCGCACCAGCACUCGCAAGCUCACCAAGAGCGUUCGACGCGGGCUCGCAGAAACCGAGAGCAAUCUCGCUGAGCUGAGUGACGAACUGUACCAGGCGCGGAGCCUCCAACAAAUGAGUCUACGUGAAAUCGAAAAGCUCGAAGUGGAGAUGAGGGCGCUCUCAAAGGCCACCAAACGAACCACCGAGCGUCAUGUCGCUAUUUCAGACGACAAAAGCGUUGCAGGACUGGCUGACGAUGGCUACCGAGCCAAGAAGAUCAAGAAUCUCACAUCCGAGCGAGCAAUCCAAGUGUCGGUCGUCGAGCAGUGCCAGCAAUUGAUAUCAAAGAUCCAGGAGGCUGUGGGCCCCACCGAGCGCUUGCUGACCCGAUUAGAGGAGACCCAGGACAAGUUCGCCGUCAGCCAGGGCGACCAAGGAGAGGUUUUCCAGUUCCCCACCGAAGUACUUCCGAAGCUGCCUGAGAAGUCCCCAACUCGUCGCAAAUCCAAGGCACUGGAGAGCGCACACGGGGCGCUCCCGGGUCAGUCCACAAAACGCACCACUGCAAUCAACAGCCGGCCCAAGCCAGACCGAAUCAUGGAAAUAUUGGAUACCAUCGUACGGGAGGAGUUUGUCAAGAGCCGGAAGAACAGGUCUCGCGAGCACAUUUGGGCCAAGCUGUGUCGCCAGUUCCAAGACAGCCAGAAGGAUACCGUGGCUGUAGAGCGAGAGACUGCUAGAGGUCUGAUGCACACUCCAUUGGCUGCGAAGGAUGACGACAGCUACGAGGAUGGGACAGAGCGAGAGCUGGCUCCGAGUGCAGCUGCGAUUGCCGACCGACCGAAAUCUGGAUUCGACAAGUUUGACUCGCAGGCAGACCUCUCCAAGUCCCCGGCCAAGAAGCACAUUCCCGUCCCGCAUCACGUUGUGAGGUCGGCUAAAGAAGAUGUCCCGCUCUAUCUGAGCUCCACGGCGCCGUUUACGGCGAGCCCAUCCAAGGUCAUGUUCAAGGACUACACCCCGGGCAUGGUUUACAGCAAAACAGUCACCGUCACGAACACAAGCUGCAUGGCCAACUCAUUCCGGCUGCUGCCCAUCUCGGUGGACCUUGCAAGCUUCUUUGAGGUCACAGAGAAGCCAUCGGGCCGCCUCAGUGCCGGCAUGGUCUGCGAACUGACUGUCAUCUUCCGUCCUCCCGGAGAUUUCAGCGACGAUGUCUCCCAGGGCCUGAUCCGGUUCUCCUCCGAGUUUGGCGAUGGCUUCGCUAUCGAGGUGGGAUGCCGAACACGCAAAUGCGUGCCCGUGGUGGACACCAUCGCGGGCAAGGGUAUGCUGGCCUUCAAGCUGGACUAUACUGCCCUGAUUCCAGCCGAGAGUCUGAUCGAUCCUGCGGAGCAUCUCAAGCCCGGCAGAAAGGUCUCGAGUUUGCACUACAUUACCGAGGGUCGCGAGGUUGUUGUCGACUUUGGGGCGUGCAUCGUCGGCGACUCGGUCUUUCGAGUGAUCGAGCUCAAGAAUCUCGGCAGCAUUGAUGUCGACUACACGCUCCGACCCGACCGGCAGGAGAACCUAUCUCAAGACGUGCCCCCCGCUGCCAUAUCAUCCUUCCAGAUCGUCCAUGGCAGCAGCGCCACUUUGAAGGGCUACCGCCAUAGCAAGGUGAGGAUCGAGUAUCGCCCAGGGCUUGACAUUGCCGAGUCCAAGAAGGAAAUACAGACCUUCUUUGUCGAGUUCGGAAACGAAAAAUGCAGCCCGAUCCGGCUCCGGUGCGUUGCCGUCGGUACGCGGGCGCCGAUCCAAGUGGACCACACCCAAGUCAACUUCAACAUGUGCGUCAUCGGCAGCACAUACCGGGACUGCCUGAGCUUUUCAAACUGUGGAUCAAUCGCUCUCAAGAUCUGGAUAGAGGUGUCUCUCUCGGAUGUGGAAGAGAGCUCUGAUCGCAAUCCAGCAAGCCCAGGCGCCUCUCCGAUGCAAGCCAAUCACGGCGAGAUCCUCUCGAUUCAGAUCCCACAGGUGGGCGAGAUCGACAUUUCACCCGGCACAGCCUUUGUUCAGCCAAGCGAGCCCUUCCAGGUGUGGUUUGCGUUCAAGCCCUCGCUUGGAAGCCAUGAGGCCGAUAUGGUGGGCUCCAAGCCCUUCAAGCUCAAGGCCGUGGUGCGAUACACCCACUCUGGAGUCAGCUGCAGCAUCCCGCUCACCAUCAUGGGCAACAUCACCACAGUCGACGUGUCGUUCGAGUACCCAAGCAACGCCAGCAACAUAUCGUUUGGACCGUGCUCUGUGUACGAGGCUAAACAUGCGGCGCUCCGGAUCAAAAAUCACUCGAUGCUGCCGCAAAAGCUGCGAUUCAGGUCGUCUCAUGCGUGCCUGACGUUCCUGGAGCAGUCCCUGAACAGCAAGGAGGCCGGGACAGAGCACUUUGUUGAAGUGGGUCCCUCGCAGAUUGUGUCCAAGACCCUUCAGUUUUUGCCCUCGGAAGAGGGCCAUCACGAGAUGAAAAUCAUGUGCAUGUCCACUUGGAACAAGCGCUGGGAGAUCAAGUGCACAGGCUUUGGUAUAAAGCCGCUCCUGCGGUUCGGGCAGAAUGAAGUCAUUUUCGCAACGACCGGUCGAGGAAGCACCCGCACAACCAAGGUCCGGCUGAUACACAACUCCAGAAGCUCGACGACAGCACAGCAAGGGUCACAGUCCAUGUCCCUGGACGAUGUCAGCGGCCUGGCCGAUGGCAAAAGAGAGGUGGAGUUUCAGUUUGGAAAACCAAUCGUUGUCCACGUCUAUGAGGGCGAAUCUCUGGACUACGGGGCUGAAUGGAAGUCCAAGGCUACGAGCAGCCGAGUCACCACAGCCAUCCAAGAUGCCUCGAUCCAUGCCUCGCAGCACGGCGAAGUCAACCUUGUCGUUUGUCCCAGCCAUGGUACCGUCGGACAGGGCAAGACAGCGAGUAUCGAGAUCAGGCUCGUCACCAAGUUGCCACCCAGUCCCAGCAGCAGCCCGCCUGAGAGAGCUCCAACGCCAUCCAAACUCAUCGCCAAAGGCUCAGGCGUACCGGCUAUGAAUCGCUCGGAUACGCUGAGGGACAAAGACAGGGACAAGGACAGGGAUAAAGAUAAAGAUCGUCAAAAGGAACGCGAUACCCUCGGCCAGUCAAUUGGAGUGCCUCGAGAGAUUGAUCGGGCUGGCUCAACAAGCAUGCUCGAUAUCGGCUCGCUCAAGUCGGCCAUUCCCCCGUCUGUCUGGGUCGUGUUCCAUGUGCCGUGCCACAUCAAGGAGCACAUGCCGACUCCCCGCAUACCGCCAAACUCAAAGACCCCCCGCAAAUUCAGCGACACCCCGAGCGAGAGUCGAGCGACGAUCCUGUAUCUGCGUGUGCUGGCGCACUUGGUGCUGCCCAAUCUCGCUCUGAACAACGAGAGCCAGGUGGUGGACUUUGGUGUCGUCCCCCUGGGCAAGCGCUUCGUGCUAUCGCGCAACGCAAAGAACAUUGGCGUCGAGCCCUUCCAGCCCAUUUGCGAAGGAAUCAAUCCCAUCGGCCCAUUCUCGCAAGUGAGCACCUUGCGAAUGACCGACCCCGAGGCCAUAUCCGAGCUCAAGAUCGCAUUCUGCCCAGACGCAUGCCACAAGUUCUACAGCACCAUCUACAUCACCAACCAGAUCUGUCGUAUUCCACUCUAUCUGAUUGGCGAGGGCAUCAUCCCAUCGGUUACGAUCGAGCCGAGCACCAAGUACCUUGGCUUUGGCGACAUUCCCUUUGGGGAGACUGGCGUCAAGAGCUUCAAGCUGAUCAAUCACAGCACCAUCGCUGUCUCUUGCCGCGUCGAGCUCGAGUCCACCCAGCGAUUCCUAGAUGUCUCCAUCCCACGCGAAGCCAGGGCGAGAGGGUGGAAAGGCCGACAGAUCUUCACUGUGUCCCCAUGGAAAGCGACGGUUCAGCCCAGCGCCAGCACCGAGUUCCAGGUGCACUUUGCCCCAGAUUAUCCGUCGGAAUGCUACUUUGACACGGUGUUGGUCUAUGUCGAAGGUUUCGACCGGCCCCACCAAAUCGAGGUGCACGGCAGAGCAUGGGCAUACAAUUGCUAUGUCCAAGGCUACGAAAUCGAUACAAGCUACCGGCUGUCGUCACUCGGUCGCUCCUAUGUGUCGCAGACAGACAAGCAUCAAUUCAUGAAACUCUACAAACUCGACGGCCUGUCGCUGCUGACCGAGGACGAGAUGGAACGGCCAGGAAGCAGAAAGGGCAAGAAAGAUGCAUCAGGUCCCAAAGACAAGGAUAAGGACAAAGACAAGGACAGAGAGAAAGACAGAGAGAAGGACAUGCACAAGGAUAGGGACAAAGACACCACCAGCGGCUCGGACGACAAGUCAACGUCCUCGGAUCUGAAGAGCAUCCACACUCGAGCGUUGGAGGUGAUCACGCGCGUGUCCAACGUCCAUUUCGGCCAGGUUCGCUGCGUAUGGAAGCAAAACCCUGUCGAUGGCAGCUGGACACUGCCGGCCGGCAGCGAGAUUCUGCACAUUGUCAACGCCAAGCCGAACAACCUCAAGGGCGACUUGAAGAAGCCGCCUGUGGUCGAGUAUACCGUUGAGCCGCUCAACGGCACUUUUGAGUUCGACAGGGAUUCCGAUAGCUACAUUAUCCGGACGCAGCGAUACCUGAUGCGAAGCGAUACCACCUUCAGCUUUACUCUCGAGCCGACCAAGGGAACUGUCGAUUUUGGAGCAAGCAAGGGCUUGAAGCUGCUGCUGAGAGCACCCACCAAGGAAUUUUGGAAAGAGCUCAAGAAGCAUGAGGAGCCAAGCACCGAUGCGACACUGCACAAGUUUGCUUCGGCCGAACAGCUGCCCGAGGUCGAAACCUGUCUUAUCAUCACAACCAAGGGCGGUUACCGAUUCCAGGAGCCCAAGGGCACAGCUAUGGACCAGCAAGUGUGGGUCAUCAAGCUAUCGUCAGUCCAUCCGUGAGAGCCCGACGGUGCAGUCCCUCCGAGAGUGAUAUAGUACGCUCUGUUUGCUUCAGAACUGUGAUCGCGUGUCAGAAUAGAUUGUGAGAGCAUG